AGUAGCCCCCGGUGUCGGGGUAGGAGGGACGACGGUUGGUGAGGGGAAGCUGCUGAGAACUCCUGUUGCUGGGACGAUGGCGGGGACGGCGCUCAAGAGGCUGAUGGCCGAGUACAAACAAUUAACACUGAAUCCUCCAGAAGGAAUUGUGGCAGGCCCCAUGAAUGAAGAGAAUUUUUUUGAAUGGGAGGCCUUGAUCAUGGGCCCAGAAGAUACCUGUUUUGAAUUUGGUGUUUUUCCUGCCAUCCUGAGUUUUCCACUUGAUUAUCCCUUAAGUCCUCCAAAGAUGAGAUUUACCUGUGAGAUGUUUCAUCCCAACAUCUACCCUGAUGGGAGGGUUUGUAUCUCCAUCCUGCAUGCCCCAGGAGACGAUCCCAUGGGCUAUGAGAGCAGCGCUGAGAGGUGGAGCCCUGUGCAAAGUGUGGAGAAGAUCCUGCUGUCGGUGGUGAGCAUGCUGGCAGAGCCCAAUGACGAGAGUGGUGCCAAUGUGGAUGCUUCCAAAAUGUGGCGGGACGACCGAGAGCAGUUUUAUAAGAUUGCCAAGCAGAUCGUACAGAAGUCUCUGGGGCUCUGA
Orycteropus afer afer is the source of this 574-nucleotide messenger RNA. RefSeq names its product ubiquitin conjugating enzyme E2 G2 (gene UBE2G2). The record is from RefSeq and is a predicted model, not a curated record. NCBI's taxonomy places the organism in Eukaryota, Metazoa, Chordata, Mammalia, Tubulidentata, Orycteropodidae. Gene Ontology annotation, cellular component: cytosol; endoplasmic reticulum.